AUGGGUCGUGUUAUUCGCAAUCAGAGAAAGGGCCGCGGCUCGAUCUUUACCGCCAACACCAGACUCAACAAAGCGCCUGCGCAAUUCCGAACCCUCGAUUAUGCUGAGCGACACGGUUAUGUUCGUGGUGUCGUAAAGGACAUCAUUCACGACCCUGGACGAGGAGCUCCUCUCGCAAAAGUCGUAUUCCGCGAUCCUUACAGAUUCAAGCUUCACACCGAGACUUUCAUCGCCAACGAGGGAAUGUACACUGGUCAAUUCAUCUAUGCUGGCAAGCAUGCAGCCCUCACAGUUGGAAACGUCCUUCCACUCGGCUCCGUCCCAGAAGGAACUGUUAUUUCGAACGUUGAGGAGAAGGCUGGUGACCGUGGAACUCUAGGCCGUACAUCUGGUAACUACGUUACUGUUAUCGGACACAACCCAGAUGAGGGAAAGACUCGUGUCAAACUUCCAUCUGGAGCCAAGAAGGUCAUCAAGAGCAGUGCGCGUGGUAUGAUCGGUAUUGUUGCAGGUGGUGGACGAACAGACAAGCCCCUCUUGAAGGCAUCCCGUGCUAAGCACAAGUUCGCUGUCAAGCGUAACUCAUGGCCAAAGACUCGUGGUGUUGCUAUGAACCCUGUCGACCAUCCUCACGGAGGUGGUAACCAUCAACAUAUCGGUAAGGCGUCUACUAUUUCAAGAUACGCUGCACAGGGUCAAAAGGCGGGUCUUAUUGCUGCACGGAGAACUGGUCUGUUACGUGGUACACAAAAGACCAAGGAUUAG
Molecule: messenger RNA, 765 nt
Organism: Glarea lozoyensis ATCC 20868
Lineage: Eukaryota; Fungi; Ascomycota; Leotiomycetes; Helotiales; Helotiaceae
Product: Translation proteins SH3-like protein
Exons: 3
Coding region: 1-765 (254 amino acids)
Biological process (GO): cytoplasmic translation
Cellular component (GO): ribosome; cytosolic large ribosomal subunit
Molecular function (GO): structural constituent of ribosome; RNA binding
Source: RefSeq, a predicted model, not a curated record